Molecule: messenger RNA, 3003 nt
Organism: Xenopus laevis (African clawed frog)
Lineage: Eukaryota; Metazoa; Chordata; Amphibia; Anura; Pipidae
Gene: arhgap11a.2.L
Product: Rho GTPase activating protein 11A, gene 2 L homeolog
Biological process (GO): signal transduction
Molecular function (GO): GTPase activator activity
Source: RefSeq, marked provisional
GCAAUGUGGGAGACUAAUGUGGGUCAGGCAUAAAGAACAGCCUGUAGCCCCACAAGUUAUUCUGUACUAAGCUGAGGUGACCAUGAGGGCAACUGGACCCUCCUCUGCUAUAAUUCAGCACCUGAAAGCCUUGGGCAUCAAAAUCCGCCUGCCAAAGAAAAUCCCCAGUCCGGAUGUGCAGGCCAAGACUUCCAGUCAUGGCCUGUUCGGGACACCACUGCACUGCCUCCCACCCUGUAUCACAGAAGGAAACAUCCCACAGUUUGUGGUUGAUACCUGCCAGUUCCUCAGCUCUCAUCUUGGUACAGAAGGACUUUUUCGUAAAUCUGGCUCUGUAACUCGUAUCAAAACAUUUAAGGCUCAGCUGGAGUCAAAGGAAUGCAGUUUGGAUUCUGCGCAACCAAGUGAUGUUGCUGCUUUGUUGAAACAAUUUUUCCGGGAACUUCCACAGCCUCUUAUACCUCUGGAGUUGCAGGAGCCCCUCUGCCAGGUUCAUGAAAUGCUGAAUGAAGAGAGUAGAGGAUCAGCCACAAUCUUGGUUACUUGCCUUAUCCCUGCCAUACAUGUAGGGACCCUUAGAUAUUUCUGCACCUUUCUUCAGAGUGUGGCAUCCAGGUGCAAUGAAAACCGGAUGAAUUCAUCUAAUCUGGCUGUAGUUUUGGCUCCAAAUCUUUUUGCAAGCACAGGGCUGGGUGAAAGGCUGACACAUGGUAUUGAACGGCAACUCCAACUCCAGACAGCUGUCAUGCAAACUCUGAUUGACAAUGCCAGCAGUAUAGGACAGCUGCCUUCAUUUAUUCUUGGCAAGAUUCCUCUUGCACAUGACACUGUUGAAGAAGAGUCAAUGACCCCCAGUGGAGGAGUGAAUAGGAGAAGGCGCAGGCGGAGUAUGAGUGGAAUUGUUAAUGAAGCACUCAGUAAAUUAAAGCCAGGACGAGGUGCAUCUAUCAAUGUCCUGGACCAUGCUACAGGUGAAGAGGGCCAGCAUGAAAGAUACAAAAUCAAGCGUAAAGCAUCUGAGGACUCUGGGAAUGGAGAGCAUUGCACAGCCAAGAAACGAAAGUCUUUGCGAGAUAUUGCAGAUGAAAAACUAUAUAACAAAGACCUAUGUGAACCAGUGAGCUCUGAAUCUCCCCAGAGAGUUUUUAUAGAUGCUUCCCCAGAAUUUCUGUCAAGUCCCAGCACUCCUCUUGUGAUUAGCACAGAGUCACCAGCCAUACCAGCAACUCCUGAAUCAUCCUCCCGGGGACAGAGGGUAAGGAGUAAGCGGAAGGAGAGCAAACGACCAAAGCGUAUGCAUUCUGGCCACAUCUGUGUUUCUCCUGCUCAGAUGGAGAGAAAGGAGAAAGUCCGUAGCUCUAUGCGUCUCUUCCAUCGUAUGCGUGUUCCCAAACAACCGACUUUAGAUGGAAAGAACCUUGAGACUAGUGGUUGGAACAUGAUGAAAAGAAUGGUAGCAGAAGCUCUAGAAGGACCAAUCUUUAAUGGAAAGGAUUUCCGUGUUGCCCCUUUAUCUUUAAAAGUUUCUGGGCAAGCGAACCCUUUGAUUUCUGAAGAUGCUUCUCAUAAACACCCUAUAUCCCCACCGUGUUUAAGCUCCUCUCCAUUCUGGAAGCCUACACGAAGAAGCAGGGAGAAGUCAGAAACAGCAUAUUCUGCAAAGCAGAAAAGAACUCUUCGCCGCUCUCUCAGUAUGCCAGAAAAAUUGGGAGAAGGUACAGUUGCAGAAGAGGGUCAAGAAAGCUCAAAUCACAAUGAGGAUGCUUUCUCUUUCAUCCAGCAGCAAGAUGGUAUCUCGGAAAUAAGAAUUGAGAAGAGCUCAGCAUUAAAGACAAAAGUAGAUCGAUUGAGUGGUGACAGAGAUUCCUUAUCAUCACCCUCCAAACUGAGUAGUCAUCAGAGUAUUCAUUCAAAAGAUGACUUUUCAUUCCAUAGACAAGUCUCUGUGUCUGAGUUGCAUCAAAACUCACAGUCUUUGAGGAGGAAUGAAGGCCAUACGGCACAGUAUCGAAGUGUUCGGAAGCUGGUGCUGAGUUUUCCUUGGGACCCUCAUAUUAACCUUUCCACCCACCCUAUUAAACGAAAGGGGGCAAGACGCUUUGGGCGCUCCAUAAGCCAUGAAAGUGGGCUUGGCUCAACAGAGGAACAGAAUGGACAAAUUAGUGUGCUAGCUCCCUCCAGCAACAGCCCCAAAAAGUCUCUGAGAGGAAGAAGUCGGCGAUUGUUCGUAAGUCGCAAGAAUAUUACCCUCUGUGCCCAGAAAAGUCUAGAAACCACAAAACCACUCUGUUUAGAUACAAGUGUGGCAGAUCCCGCAGGUCAGUCUUUCAUUAAUAACUGGAAUUUAUCUCUUGUACAACAAAUGAUGGAAGAAUAAAAACAAACUUACAGAAGUUCACCUAAAUACCCUCUAUCUGCCACUAGAAUGGAACCUAUCAGUGACUUUAUAGAUUUCUAAAAAUUGUAGAUGCCAAAACAAACACUGCACUGUACAAACAUAAGUUCUCCCCUAUCACCAGAAGCUGUACAGCCUGGAGGUAAGCACCUUGGCCAUUUCAAAAUAGGCAAUUUACGCAAAAAUUAUCCAGAUGAAUUGUAGGUAACAGCCUGGCCGAAAAAACUCAUUUAUAUUGACUACUUAGUAAAUGUAGGCCUCAUUUAAAUACAUAAUAAAUGUAUAACACCAACCACAGCUAUUUUGUAAGUAUACAGGGGUUUAAUAUUUCUAGGGGCAAUAGAAGUUAUUCCAUAAUAGUUGGUAUGGUUGUGAUUUGUGGCAGCCAAUGAUCUUUUGUGUAUGUAAUCUGAUUUUGUGUAAGCUGAUUUCACUGGCAGUUAAGCUGAAAUGCACAAUUGUUUGUCCACACGCAAUGCUCUUUUUCUUAUUGUGUCUUUGUGUUUUCCCAUUUUUGUGUUUUUAAACUAUUCUUUUACAAAAACAUUUUCAGAUUCUUAGAACUAUGAAUGUACCUUAUCAAUAAAAAAUUGCAUAUUUUGUUUUAA